GUUGUGGUUAUUUUUAGAACACUACUUGGGGCGGGUCAGGGAGACGGAAGUCUUGACCAGCCAUUUCCUCCCAUGUCCCGGAAGCUGCGGCGUUGUGGUUGCCGGCCCUGGAGAGUAAGGAGCAGGCGCUGGGAGCCAUGUCGUGAGGCUCGCUGAGCUGCGCUGACGCCGCUCAGAAAAGGCCCUGCCGAGCAGGGUGGCGGUGGUUCUGCCUCCUAUAUGGGCCAUAUUCUUUCGCGGAAAGGAACCAAUCCGAAGGCGGAGAAAAAUCACCUCCGCGCCCCCCUGAGGGGGAAGGUCCCUCCGCCGCCACGGACCCGGACCUGCUUCCUGCGUGGGCCCUGCAUGCUGUGCUUCCUGGUCCACAGUUCCAGUCCACCCGCCGCCAAGGAGCAGCCGUCGCCUUCACUCUUCUGUACGGCUGUGAAGCCCCCCGGGAACCGCCACGCUCGCCGACUCCUGCGCUGGGCCCCCGUGGCCGUCUGGGAAGAGCGGGGUCGCCGCUGCCGGCGCUUGCUCUUCUCUAGCCUGCUCUUUUCGCCGCCGCUAUCGUCAGCGCGCCGGAGCUUAUUCGGGUCGGCGCUGGAGAGCAGCGAGGCCCCCGUGGAGAUGGUGUGCAAGCGCAAAGGAAUUGGGCUACGCGCCUGCCCGCCGCGGAAACAGCCCCGUUGCGCCACCCUCAGGGGAAAUGCGGCGGGGACUGGGGCCCCUUCGCCGCCGCCCGAGACCACCGGAUGCCAACAGGUCCUCUUGCCCGAGCAGCACCUCUGUCCCCUGCCCCGCGCUGCAGGCUGUGCCAGGGAAGGUUCGCCUAAAGACUCCGCCGGGGAGGAUGGGAAGGGGCUAAUCCCAACGGGCUCUCCCUCGCAGCUGCCGGAGCUCGAUGGGAGAGAGAAGCACGAGCCCGGGGAACCGUACUGUGAGGAGCCCCCCGAAAACCCGCCGGACUGUUGCCAGGACUCGCAACCACCAGUGCCGGAUAUUAACCAACUGCCUCCCUCCAUCCUUCUCAAGAUAUUUUCCAAUUUAUCUUUGAAUGAGCGAUGUCUUUCAGCAUCAUUGGUUUGUAAAUACUGGCGUGACCUCUGUUUAGAUUUCCAGUUUUGGAAACAAUUGGAUCUCAGUAGUCGUCAGCAGGUCACUGAUGAAUUACUGGAAAGAAUUGCAUCACGAAGCCAGAAUAUAACUGAAAUCAACAUUUCUGAUUGUCGUAAUGUAACAGAUACUGGUGUAUGUAUGCUAGCAUCUAAGUGUCCUGGACUUCUAAAAUAUACUGCCUAUAGGUGUAAGCAGCUGUCUGAUGCAUCUCUAACUGCAGUUGCCUCACAGUGUCCUCAACUUCAGAAAGUUCAUGUUGGUAACCAAGAUCGUCUUACUGAUGAAGGACUUAAGCAGUUGGGCUCAGAGUGCAGAGAAUUGAAAGACAUUCACUUUGGGCAGUGUUACAAGAUCUCAGAUGAAGGAAUGACCAUUAUAGCUAAAGGAUGCCUGAAGUUACGGAGAAUAUACAUGCAGGAAAACAAAUUAGUGACUGAUCAAUCUGUUAAAGCAUUUGCUGAACAUUGUCCUGAAUUACAGUAUGUUGGGUUUAUGGGCUGUUCUGUUACAUCUAAAGGAGUAAUACAUCUUACCAAUCUAAGAAACCUUUCCAGCUUGGACUUACGUCAUAUCACAGAACUGGAUAAUGAAACUGUGAUGGAGAUAGUAAAGAAAUGCAAAAACCUUACCUCCCUCAAUCUUUGUCUGAACUGGAUUAUAAAUGACAGAUGUGUGGAGGUCAUUGCUAAAGAAGGACAGAAUUUGAAAGAACUUUAUUUGGUGUCAUGUAAGAUCACAGAUUAUGCGCUGAUAGCCAUUGGAAGAUACAGUAUGACGAUAGAGACGGUUGAUGUGGGGUGGUGCAAAGAAAUCACAGAUCAGGGAGCCACCCAGAUUGCUCAGACUAGUAAAUCACUCAGGUACUUGGGAUUGAUGAGAUGUGAUAAGGUGAGUGAAGUGACUGUGGAACAACUGGUACAGCAGCACCCACAUGUCACCUUCAGUACAGUGCUACAAGAUUGCAAGCGGACCUUGGAACGGGCAUACCAGAUGGGUUGGACACCCAGUAUGUCCAGUGCCUCUUAACUCAAGCUCUGACAUUAAAAAAAAAAAAAGAUUUAGACUGAACAUUUGAAAAUGGUUAAGGAUUUUUAAUUAAUAUUUCUUGCUUUUUAUUAUAUAUAUGUUCAGUGUAUGUGUAUGUGAGAGAGAUAAAGAGUCUGUUUGGAGAGAGAGAGAGAGAGACAGAGAGAGAAUGAGUGUAUGGGAAAUAUCUAUUCAGUCUGUUAAUGGAAAUUUUGGAAAAAUAUGGUCAGAUAUAUUUAAUUUUUCUGAAAUGUUUAUUUGUCAAUUUAAAAUCUGCAAAUCAGUAAGAUUUUGCAGAGAGCUUGCUGUUUUCUUGUAAAUUGAAUGUUUACAUAAACUAGAAUACUGUUUGGAUGUUUUUUCAAGGUAUAUGUUCAUGAUAAACAAUUCUUUAGAGAUGCAUUAUAAGAUUUUUUUUUGUUCAUUGUUUAAAAGCUUUUGGCUACCUUCUGAAGUGAGUUUCUUCUAGAUCUAAGGAUAGUUUCAGCAAUGUAAUACGUUAUUAUGCCUUUUUGUUUCAUGGUAUUUCUUUAUUAUUAGCAGUCCAUAGUUCUUUUGAAAUUGUAAGUGGCAACUCUUUCUUGAGCUCCCCUUAAAUUAGAAGUAAUUUAAAGAUAAUCUUAAAUCAGAUUAUCAAAAUUGUUGCUAACCUCUUGUGUGUGUUUGAAAUGCACAAUUAUGAAAAUCUACCAAGGUACAAAAAUAGAACAUUUUGAUGACAGAUUUUAUUUUGAAUGGAAUCUUUAAUAAAUGCUGGACAUAAGCAUAAUGAAUAUUUAACCAGGCUAUCUGGCUGGUCUCUAUUAGUUCUGCCAAAAUAAUAUUUUCUCAGUUGCUUGUGAAUGUAUUGCACUUAAGUAGAUAUUCCUUAAUUAGAUUUCUACAUCUUUGCACUUUCCAGUUUUGUAGUCUGUAAUCUAAUCUUCAUUUUAAUUUUCAGCACUUUUAAUUAAUUAGAUCCGUGAAAAGUAGUGUACCUAAGAAAUCAUGACUUCUCAGUGUGUAAAGAAGCCUCAGACUUGCAUUUCCUGUAUGCUUCUGCAGCAUCUCAAGGGAGUACAGGAGAAACAUAUGCUUCCAUUUAUAAUAAACCAUAACUUCCUGUUAAAUCUGA
Candoia aspera is the source of this 3238-nucleotide messenger RNA. RefSeq names its product F-box and leucine rich repeat protein 17 (gene FBXL17). Gene Ontology annotation, biological process: SCF-dependent proteasomal ubiquitin-dependent protein catabolic process. The transcript is spliced from 9 exons. The record is from RefSeq and is a predicted model, not a curated record. Bases 220 to 2124 code for a protein of 634 amino acids. Lineage: Eukaryota; Metazoa; Chordata; Lepidosauria; Squamata; Candoiidae. Gene Ontology annotation, molecular function: protein binding. Gene Ontology annotation, cellular component: SCF ubiquitin ligase complex.